AUGGUUCGUGAAAUGCGGGCUGAAGCGUGGGAACUGAACGCCUAUCAUUCCAUAUGUUUUAUUCUCUCCAUCUGGGCAGACUGUAGUCACUACGUAAUUUUCCGUCCUGGGCUGCUGGCCAAGGUCUUGCACAGGUAUCAUCCCAACACACCGACCGUAUUCUACGGAUUCGAUCGAUGUUUCACGGACCUAGAUGUUCACGGGCCGAAUAGAGAACUAGUGAAAACAGUCGAUCGUAUCAGAGCGAGACAUCGAGCCAGCAUAACGCGAGCGGUUCUGGAUUUCGAUGCGGUCACGAAUUGGGUGUGGGGUCCGGCCCGGCCGGUCCGCCGACUCGGCCAGGACAGCCGGACAGCCGGACCGAGCCGAGCCGAGCCGAGCCGAGCCGAGCCGACCCGAUCGGACCGAAUCCACACUUUCCGCUUUUUGCGCCAGCCAGGCUGCGGGCUUCCACAUCACUUUCACUGUGUUGAGGACAGUCGACCUAUAGCCUGGGGGCAGCGAGCGUUGGCUGCCGGCACGGCGAGACUGUCCCAGUUUUUUGAGGACCCUUCGCGACGCAACGUAUCCAGGAGCAAAGUGCGGAACAACGAGUACGACGGCGAUAAAGCAGGCGGUCGUGGUGACGAUUGGUUUCGACUACGACUACGACUGCGACUACUACGAGACCGAGACCGACACUAG
Messenger RNA from Soboliphyme baturini, 684 nucleotides. Lineage: Eukaryota; Metazoa; Nematoda; Enoplea; Dioctophymatida; Soboliphymatidae. The record is from the annotation of a GenBank genome assembly.